AUGAUCAAACUAAAAACGAGCAGAAAAAUAAAGUAAGAGACGUGUGAAAAGGGGAAGGUCAGACAUCAUUUCCUAGUGCGUUUCGACUAGCGUUGGUCCGAAGACGUGCUUGCUUUCUGCUCGAGGUGAAUGGACUACUCAGAUCAAAUUGAGACUUCUCAACAAGAUCUGGUUCACUAGAAGCCGUUUUCAUUGCUGUUUCUGAAUCCGUGCUCUAAAAAUGCCUAGGAAGAUAUAGUCUGUGUGCUACGACUUGGAAUUUCACCGAACGACAUUCCGCUGUUCCGCUGCGUCGCUAAGCGUCUUUGCGAGCCUUGGUCUCGCUUGGAUCGGUUCUCAUUUCUGAUUGUUCCACUAGGAACACGUGUUGGUCAAGUUCUUAAAUAAAAGCAAAAAUUAAAAGCGCGCAAAGGCACGCAGCGGAACAGCGGAAUAUCGUUCGAUGAAAUUCCAAGUCGUGGUACACAGACUAUACGAACAAAGUGGCUUGGCUCGAAAAUGUUGCCAAAAACUGAAAUGACCUCUUUUUCGUGGUAAACAAGACUAGUUCUACAGCCGAUCCACGCUUGGGAGGGGCGUGCGCUCUCCACAAAACAAACACUCUUUUCUUGUGUCAUGUCAGGGCCCUUUUAACCAGCUGUUUUUUUCGAGCCUUGCGCCAGACCUUCUGGGAAAGUGUAGAGCAUAUAUUCGGGACUUUCAUCAAGUUUUUGAUUCCAGAUUCAGAAUCCGAGUCGAAAACCGCGUCUAGUGGGCCUAGUCUCCCUCAAAAGUUCACUCAUUUAAGGUUCAUGUAAUUCUGAACUUCAGCAGAGUGCGGCCAGUGAAGAAAAAGUGAUGGAAGACUCGGUUUUGCAAGCUUCGAUGGUACUGUCGUUGCUCGAACAGUUGCUGCAGCCGUUCCUACUAAUAUUGGCGUUUUCUGCCUUCGGCGUUUCGGCCUGCGGCGGCGUCAGUUUUCCCCUCCACUUCUGAGAAACAAAGCUUUCAGAAAAAGAAGAAAAAAUCGUCGGAGGAUACGGAAGCCGACGAGGACGAAGAAGACAACAGCGAGGACGAGAAGAAAAAGAAGAAGGCCAAGCCGAAAAAGAAGAAGACGUCGGGAGGGGGCAAGAGCGAGGGUGGUGCCGAGAAGAACAAUGCUGGUCCAAAGGCUCCGGCCAAAGGCGGCAUGGCCGGUUAGAGCUCCUUCUAUGGAACUUGCUCACAGAGACACUUCUGAAUUAGUUCAGUAGAUGCAAUUUUUGACGCUGAUUCUAAACCUAUGCUCAGAAACUGUCAGGGAAGUCUGUGAAAAAAGUUAUGGUCGCUCAGAAGAUUAGUCCUAGUCGAGUCUCGCUCUAAAAACCUGCUCGUUCGAAAAAACUUUCUUUCAAUUUUGAGAGGCCAUAACUUGCUUCCCAGACUCCUUGGACAUUCCUAAGCAAGUCAUCGAGAAAAAAAAGAGUUUCUGGAACUAAAACUACAUCUGAGCUCUCCCAGUGAGCUAAGACCCUUCUCAGAAGCUCCCCAGAAACUCUAAGAAUUCAGGAACCCACGAUCCCAACUACCAGACGUUGGCCGGAAUCGGCAACGACUGUUUCGGUGGCAAAGGCGGAGAAGCCGGCGCAGCUGGUGGAGCAGCACCUCAGGCUCCAAAGCAGGGAGGCAUGGCCGGGACCCACGACCCUAAUUACCAGACCUUGGCCGGCCUUGGCAAUGACGUCUUUGCCGGAAAAGGCGGUGCUGCUGCUGGUGGCGCUGCUGCUGGUCCGGCGAAGCCUGCUGCUGGUGGAAUGGCUGGUUAGUUUCUUUUCUUUAAGAAAUCCAAUUUCCAAAUGUCGCAAAAGGACGUGGCCUGUCUGGGCACUCCACCAACCUAUUCGAAAACAAUUAUUAAAUCCUAACCAACUUUACAGGAACUCACGACCCGAACUACCAAACCUUGGCUGGCCUCGGCAACGACUGCUUUGGUGGAAAAGGCGGCGCUGCCGCCGGUGGAGCUGGAGGAGCUGCUCCAGUCGCCCCCAAUCAGAAAGGAAUCGCCGGUUCCUUCCAUUUCCCCAACUAAUAUUAUCAAUUCAAAUUUAGCCACCCACGAUCCCAACUACCAGACUUUGGCCGGCCUCGGCAACGACUGCUUCAAGAAGUGA
Messenger RNA from Caenorhabditis auriculariae, 2132 nucleotides. NCBI's taxonomy places the organism in Eukaryota, Metazoa, Nematoda, Chromadorea, Rhabditida, Rhabditidae. The record is from the annotation of a GenBank genome assembly.